Molecule: messenger RNA, 1529 nt
Organism: Musa acuminata AAA Group (dessert banana)
Lineage: Eukaryota; Viridiplantae; Streptophyta; Magnoliopsida; Zingiberales; Musaceae
Exons: 4
Coding region: 564-1499 (311 amino acids)
Biological process (GO): regulation of alternative mRNA splicing, via spliceosome
Source: RefSeq, a predicted model, not a curated record
GGAUAGUGAGAGGGGAGAGAGGUGGGGGAUGGGGACGACGCUGCGAUACGCGAUGGUGUGCUCGUCGAACCAGAAUUAGGGCUUUGCUUGAGCCCUAAUUGUUUGGACCGAAGGCGGGACGCGUUUGGAGGUCGGUCAUUGGAGUCAAGAAGCAAGCGACGAGAAAGAACCAAAGCCUCAGCAAAGGGAGUUGGGGGACUAGAGGGAUAGUGAGAGGGGAGAGAGGUGGGGGAUGGGGACGACGUUGCGGUACGCGAUGGUGUGCUCGUCGAACCAGAAUUAGGGCUCUGCUUGAGCCCUAAUUGUUUGGACCGGAGGCGGGACGCGUUUGCAGGUCGGUCAUUGGAGUCAAGAAGCAAGCGACGAGAAAGAACCAAAGCCUCGGCAAAGGGAGUUGGGGGACGAGAGGGAUAGUGAGAGGGGAGAGGGGUGGGGGAUGGGGACGACGCUGCGGUAUGCGAUGGUGUGCUCGUCGAACCAGAAUUAGGGCUUUGCUUGAGCCCUAAUUGUUUAAGAGCUCGGAGCUCGUCAUUGGGAGGAAGAAGAGCCGGUGAGCGCGAGGGAUGAAGAAGUACGGACUUCGGCUUCGAUUUCCGCCGGCGCAGAAGACCUCGAAGCCAGCUCCUCCUCGCCCUCCCCCUCCUGCCUUCGCUUUCGGCGGCGGCGACGACGAGGAUGACAUCGAGAGAGAAAUCUCACGGCAGGCGGCCAAAAACAAGUCUCUCCAAAAGAUCGAGGAGCAGCACAAAAAGGCAAUGGAAGAGGAUCCCUCGGUCUUCGACUACGACGGAGUUUACGACGAGAUGAAGGGGAAGAUUGCGCGCCCAAAGGUUCAGGAUCGAACGGAGAGAAAGUCAAAGUAUAUAGAAACACUUGUGGAGAAAGCAAAACAACGUGAGCGGGAACAUGAAAUUGUAUAUGAGAGGAAGCUGCUGAAAGAGAGGAGCAAGGAUGAUCACCUUUUUGCAGAUAAGGAAAAGUUUGUAACCAGUGCCUACAAGAAAAAGCUAGCAGAACAAGCAAAAUGGUUGGACGAAGAGAGGCUGCGCCAAAUUCGUGAAGAAAGAGAUGAUGUAACCAAGAAGAGUGACUUGAGCGAUUUUUACUUUGCGCUCGGUGAGAAUGUAGCUUUUGGUGCUCAGUCAGAAGAUGCCACAAAACGGAAGGAACAAAAGCCACCCGGAGGCACUUCAGCGGUACCUGAACAUGGCCCUACUGAGAAGAAUGCACAGACAGAUUAUACUCAGGAUACAGAGAAAGAUGAUACUCAAGCCAAGACUUCUAGUCAUACACAGAACAACUCUGAGCAAGCUGCAGAGUUAACAACAUCAGAUGUUACUGUAAAAGAUAACGAUGAUGGUGAUAAAUUGGCAGCUGUGGAUCAAUCAACUGAACGUUACAAGAGAGGUGAUGACGCAUUGGCUUCAGCAAGAGAGCGUUUUCUAACUCGAAAGAGAGCAAGACAGCAGUUGGAAAGCAGUUGUUUCGUCUCUAUUUAGCACUUAUAUCUGGAGUUAAAAUUGGUAUUC